Molecule: messenger RNA, 1491 nt
Organism: Dermatophagoides pteronyssinus (European house dust mite)
Lineage: Eukaryota; Metazoa; Arthropoda; Arachnida; Sarcoptiformes; Pyroglyphidae
Source: RefSeq, a predicted model, not a curated record
GAAGAAAAAAAAAUGUCAACCAUAAUGGAUUAUGUUAAUCAACGAUCAUCAUCAACAACAAAUACUACCAAUAAUAAUAACAGUCAUAAUGAAUCAAUGGUGGUAAAUUGUCGUAAAUGUCGUCGAUAUGAUCGUGAAUUAAAUAAAGUAAAAGAUAUAGCCAUUUCAUUACAACAUUCGGUACAAAUAUUAGAAAAUAUUAAACGUAUAUCACGUGAUGAGAUAAAAUGUUUACAAAAUUUAUUAACAUUACGAUCAUCAACAGCGGAAAAAUCAUCAAAAUCAUCAUCGAAUUCAAACAAUAACCAUGAUAAUAAUGAUAACGAUAAUAAUAAUAAUAAUAAUAAUUCAACAAGAACAUCCAAACAAAUUGAACAAUUACAAAAAUUAAUUCAAUCAUAUGAUAACGAUCUGAAUGAUUGGAAUCAACGUUAUGAUUCAUUACGUUUAUAUCAAUGUACAACCGGUAAUGAUGAACAUAUAAAAUCAUUAUUACCGGAAAAAUUACAAACACUUAUACAAAGUGGUAAUUUUAUUGAUGGACCUAAUGGUAUUGGCCAUAAUCAUCAUCAUUUACAGAUUGGUGCCGAUGUUGAUGGCCAAGGAAUUAUUGUAUCAUCAGCCGAUAAUUGUAAUGAUAAUGAUGAUGAUGAUGAAGAUGAUGAUAAUAAUUUAGAUAAUGAUGAUGGUGAUAAUAUUCAACAUGAUAUUAAACCACAUUUAAUUUAUUUUCAAAAUCCAAUGUCAGGUCAAACAUCAGCAACAGCCAUACGUAUUGAUACAAAUCGUUGUUUGCCUGGUACAGGUACACCGGCAUUUUCAUUUAAUCAACCACCAUUACCUCCACCCGCAUCAUAUCAUAGUUCGAUCCACCAGCAACAACAACAACAUCAACAUCAUCAUCAACAGCAACAACAACAUCAUCAUCAACAACAACAACAACAUCACCAUCAUCAAAAUCAAAAUCAUCAUAGCAGUCAUCAUAGUAGUAGUCAUCAUUCAAAUAAUCAUCAUCAUCAACAAUCAUCAUUAUCAUCAAAACGUAUUGUUUAUUAUCAUUGCGAUCAUCCUGGUUGUUCAUAUCAAACGGAAAAACCUCGUCGUUUAAAUAUACAUAAACGUUUACAUUCAGGUGUAUUAAUUUAUCAAUGUGAUUUUACCGGUUGUGGCUAUAUAUCCGAUUUGAAAGGUAAUCUAAAAAAACAUAAAUUAACACAUACUGGUAAUACACCGCAACAACAAUCAUCUUCAUCAACAUCAUCAUCAGCAGCAUCAUCAUCAGCUGCAUCAACAGUAACAUCAGCCAUAGCAUCAUCAUCAUCAUCACAAGCAUUACGUGCAGCAUUCGAUGGUACAACAUUCGGUGGUCUAGUUGAUUGGACACAUUCUAUUAAAUAAAAAAAAAAUCAAUUCAUUCUUUUUUUUAAAAAAUUGUUCAUAUCAAAAAUUUUCUUCGUCUAAAAAUCUAAUUUAAUCUAUCUGGUGAUGAUG